GAGAGGAGAGGAAACGAGUGGCAGCAGGCAGUUUGCUGGCGCUGGGCUUCCUCGGGGGGAAAUUUUAUAUUGUUUGUAUCCGUUUUUGUAAAAAUUUAAUACCAUGUUUCCUAGGAACUUUUAAUACUUUGAUACGCUGGUUUUGACAUUUUCUAACAACGGAAACUGGCAAGGAUUGGCUGUAGCUUGCCAGCUUGGAAACACUGGAUAUUUUUUUCCUCUUCUUUUCGACAACGGCUGCUGAUGAGCCAGCGGAGACACUGAACAAAAUAAUAAUAAUAACACGACGUUUUUUUUUUUAAAUGAAAUAUCACUCAGUGUAGUUGUAACCGAUGCACUGUCUUCCCUGUAUUUAAAAGCGACCUGCCGUUGCUGCUGCCAGCGAAGCUAACGGUCCGUUAACCUGAGUAUAGCCAAGCUAACGUUAACGGCAGCCAGCCUUAGGAGAGGAUGACGGCUGUUCAGCUAAUGAAUAUCCAAAGGUUAUUGGAAGCUGCGGAAUAUCUAGAAAGGAGAGAAAGAGAGUGUGAACACGGAUAUGCUUCGACAUUUCCGUCAAAUCAGAACACAAACUACCAGAGGCAAAGAAAAUUCCGGAAUAAGAAGUUCAGCAGUAACCACAAUAGGUCCACACACAAUGAGCUGGAGAAGAAUAGACGAGCUCACCUGCGGCUGUGUCUUGAGAGGUUGAAGGCCCUCAUACCCCUUGGACCCGACUGCAACCGCCACACCACCCUGGGCCUGCUCAACAAAGCCAAAGCACACAUAAAGAAACUUGAAGAGGCAGACAGGAAGAGCCAAUACCAGCUGGAGUCCCUGGAGCGGGAGCAGAGACACCUCCAGCGCCAGCUGGAGCUGCUGAGGGGCGGCAGCAGUGCUGCAGCCCAGAGCAGCCCAGGGGAGGGGGAGAGGAUACGCAUGGAUAGUGUGGGCUCCACCCUCUGCUCCGACCGCUCUGACUCUGACCAAGAGGAGAUCGAGGUGGACGUGGAAAGCACGGAGUUCUCCCAUGGAGAGCUGGACAGUGUGAGCACAGCCAGCACCAGCGACCUGGACGACCACAGCAGCUUGCAGAGCAUGGCCAGCGACGAGGGCUACUCCUCCUGCAGUGUCAAACUUGCCUUCUCCUCCUAGAGCCCCGCACCACUUGCCCGCCAAACCCGCCUGCCCUCCCGUUCGUUUGUCCAUCCAGCCAUGCCUACGUACACACACCCAGUCACCUCAGACGACGGUCACACCCCCCAGCGUCUCCGUCGUUCCUGCCUCUCAGCAGCUCCAGCUUCUUUAGUUGCCCCCCACCUCCAUCCUGCGCUGCUGUUUGAGGAGCUCCACUGAGAGCUUUUCCUCACUCCUGAACUUUGAGCCGCCCCGACCAACACCGAUACCAGGGACCCAAACACAGACGUGAAACUGCCAACUGAUUUUAAUUUUCUUUCAAUGGGAGAUCAGAGACUUGAUUGAUUUAAAAUUGUUCAACAACUUCAAUUUUAAACCCAUGCAAUUGAAAUGAACGAAGUGUCUGAAUUUUUUUUAAAGAAACACAACCCCUGAUUUGAUCCAAAAUGCACUUAAAUUCGUAGGAUAUUGAAAAAAUUCAGAGUUUCUGUUUGGUUCUCUCUCCUGUGGUGUGU
Messenger RNA from Epinephelus fuscoguttatus (brown-marbled grouper), 1631 nucleotides. It is a transcript of the gene mxi1, whose product is annotated as max interactor 1, dimerization protein. The coding region runs from base 451 to 1134 and encodes 227 amino acids. Gene Ontology annotation, biological process: regulation of transcription by RNA polymerase II. The transcript is spliced from 6 exons. Lineage: Eukaryota; Metazoa; Chordata; Actinopteri; Perciformes; Serranidae. The record is from RefSeq and is a predicted model, not a curated record. Gene Ontology annotation, molecular function: protein dimerization activity; DNA-binding transcription factor activity, RNA polymerase II-specific; RNA polymerase II cis-regulatory region sequence-specific DNA binding.